GUGUGGCAGCGCUCCGCCAUAUUGACUGUUGUCUUGACUGGAGAAGAUAGGGAAACAUUUGUGAUCCUAGAACAAAUAGAAACCGUGCUUUUAAACAUCUCUAAACUAGUGCAACCGUGACCAAAGGAUAUAUCCGAUAUCUGCGUGAUGGCGAGGAAGAAAAGCAAACAACAAGGAGUCGCGAGCAAGGAGUUAGUGUCCGGACAACAGAGCAUAUCGAAGAGCCCCGUCUCUCCCGGAGAUGCAGCUGGCGGUGAUGCAGGGCUGGAUAGACUGGCGGCCAGGGCGAAUCAGCCGAGGCACACCUGCUGCCUCCUGUGUCACCGUGAGUUUAAGGACUGGGGGGCGAGCUCUGCCAACGGUCUGCCUGGGGGUCACGGGGCGAAGCUAGCUGACGCUGUCCCAGCCCUGUCCCAGGCCCUGCUCCGAGAGGUGCCGGGCCAGAAGCUGUCUGACACCGUGCCUUCGCUGAGCCAGUCUCUACUGGGAGAGGUUCCGCUCUGGAUCUGCCAGAGCUGCCGGAAGAGUGUUGAGGAAGAGGAGAGACAGAGCACCCAGGAAACGCCUGCACCGGUUCCGUUGUCUCACUCAUCGUUGUGUAAGGCUCAGAGUUGUGGGAAUGGUUACCCAGAGCAGAGCUCGGUAGACUGGGACCCAUCCUCCUUCCUCUCAGCCCACAAGCUUUCUGGUCUCUGGAACUCGGCUCACAGCAACGGAGGGAUUCACUGCAACCACAGCACUGCCUCGCACGCACAGCAAGGAACAGGGGGACCAGCGUGUCACGAGAAGCGAGGCUCUCAUGAGGCUCCUGGGAAAUCUGCUAAAACGCCUGGGGCCAAAGUGUGCCCCUACAGCCACCCUUCCCAGAAUUCCAGUGGUUCUUCCCCCGGGAACCCGCUCUCUACCUCCGGGGACCUCUGUAAGACCACCCCAAAGCACUUCAAGACCAUGUGCCGACGACCAACACCGCCUGGUGAAGCAUUCCACCCCAGCGACCACCACCAACACUCAGACCUGUCUGUCCCCCCCAACAGCCCCACUGGCCUCUCCCCCUCCUCUCAGCAUUCCUCUCUCCUGCCCCUCAAGCCGAGCUCCGGAGGGCAGCAGCACGGCCAUGUCACAUCCUCCUCCUCCUCUCCCGGUCUAGCUGCUCACGCCCCCUUCUCCCCGCUGGUACCAAACCUCCACGUCCCUGCGGCAGGGGCCAAGCUGGGGGCCCUGGGUGGCCCUGACUGCUCAGCAGGGGCCAAGCUGGGGGCCUUGGGUGGCCCUGACUGCCCAACAGGGGCCAAGCUGGGGGCCCUGAGUGGCCCUGACUGCUCAGCAGCGGCCCUCCAUAAGCCCUUGGCAUGUAAAAACUCACACAUUCCUCCUGUGAACGGCCAGCACAGCAAACUGGGCCCCUCCCAGAUGGGCUGUAACCACCCCUGUAAUGGCCACAGUGGGGGGGCGCUGCCCUCUUCCAACACGUUGACCGCUGGGCAACACCUGUCCGCUGGGCAACACCUGACCGCUGGGCAACACCUGACCGCUGGGCAACACCUGUCCGCUGGGCAACACCUGUCCGCUGGGCAACACCUGUCCGCUGGGCAACACCUGUCCGCUGGGCAACACCUGACCGCUGGGCAACACCUGUCCGCUGGGCAACACCUGUCCGCUGGGCAACACCUGUCCGCUGGGCAACACCUGUCCGCUGGGCAACACCUGACCCCUGGGCAACACCUGUCCGCUGGGCAACACCUGUCCGCUGGGCAACACCUGACCGCUGGGCAACACCUGACCGCUGGGCAACACCUGUCCGCUGGGCAACACCUGACCGCUGGGCAACACCUGACCGCUGGGCAACACCUGACUGCUGGCGCCUGCAGGGACCAGGCGUGUAAAGGACAUAAGCUGUCUAACGGGGCGGGGGGGUUGUGUCACCCCCCUUCGGAGCUGGAGGAGGGAGAGGACGAGGACUCUAGUUCUGAGAGGAGCUCCUGUGCUUCCUCCUCAAACAACCAGAAGGAUGGGAAGUACUGUGACUGCUGCUACUGUGAGUUCUUCGGACACAACGCGCCCCCGGCGGCUCCGACCAGCCGUAACUACACAGAGAUCCGAGAGAAGCUCCGGUCCCGGCUGACGCGUCGCAAGGAGGAGUGUCUUCCCCAGAGACGGGACUCUGACCCGGCCGUGUCCACCUCCAUCGACCACCGAGACGUGGACGAGCUGCUGGACUUCAUCAACUCCUCAGAGCACAAACCAGCCAACAGCGCUAAGGCUGCCAAGCGGGCACGCCAUAAACAGAAGAAGAAGGAGAAGCAGACCCAGGCGGGUAGUGGUGAUGGUGAGGGAGCUGGUAGCGACCCCCCCUCCACCCCUCCAGAGCCCAGUGAGGACCCAGACCACCUCAGCCUGGAGGAGGAGGAGGAUGUGGAUGGGGAGUACGGUGAGGGCCCGGAGGCUAGUCGGCUGCUGGAGUGGCCCCAGCUGGAACUAGAGAGGGUCAACUCCUUCCUGACCUCUCGGCUAGAGGAGAUCAAAAACACCAUCAAGGACUCUAUCCGGGCCUCGUUCUCCAUGUACGACCUCAACCUGGAUGUGAAUGACUUCCCCAAAAAAGCGGCUACUCUGGAGGGCAACCAUCUUCUCUCCCACCUCAACGGCUCCUCCUGCUCUGACCUGCAGCAGAUAGACCUCGACCUGGCCCCUCUCUCCCUGGGUACCUUCAAGAGCCAUCUGGACCUGGUCAGCGGCUGGGAGGAGGCCCAUCCCCGGGACAACUCCCCCAUCGGCCCCAUCUCACCUCCGGCUUGUGCUACUGUACCUGGGGUAGGGGGACCAGGGGUUGGUACUGGGGCGAAGGAUGUUCGGAGGCUCCACACCACCCCCAGCCUCUCCAAGCUGAUCCGGGUGCGCUCCCCAGAGAGGUGCCCCUCUGCUAGGCUUGAGAAUAAACACCAGGCCCCUGCUAUUAAGAUAGCUAAGCCUAAAGAGGAGACCCCAGCGGAGCCCAAGAACAUGACUACUCCUACUCCUGGGGUUAAUGUUGGGGCUGGUAAGAACAUGACUACUCCUACUCCUGGGGUUAAUGUUGGGGCUGGUAAGAACAUGACUACUCCUACUCCUGGGGUUAAUGUUGGGGCUGGUAAGAACAUGACUACUCCUACUCCUGGGGUUAAUGUUGGGGCUGGUAAGAACAUUACUACCCCUACUCCUGGGGUUAAUGCUGGGGCUGGUAAGAACAUUGCUACUCCUGGGUCUGGGGUUAAUGUUGGGGCUGGUAAGAACAUUACUACUCCUGGGUCUGGGGUUAAUGUUGGGGCUGGUAAGAACAUUACUACUCCUACUCCUGGGGUUAAUGCUGGGGCUGGUAAGAACAUUACUACUCCUGGGUCUGGGGUUAAUGCUGGGGCUGGUAAGAACAUUACUACUCCUGGGUCUGGGGUUAAUGCUGGGGCCGGCAAGCUGAAGAAGGGCAAGAAGCAGCAACGUCAGGACCAGCUGCCUCCAGAACAGAACCAGACCAGACCCGGAUCCAAAGCAGCUGCGGAGUUGCAGAAAACUGUUUCCAACAGUUCUGAUGCUGUGGGUUCUAAGGCUGGUUCUGGUUCCAAACCACCACCUCACUCGGCUGAGAGCCAGAGAACCGGGGCAAAGAGGGCAGAGGAGACCAGACCCACCCGGCAGCAGGCCACCAACGGGACAGCGAGUAGCUCUGGUGCUCCCAGCACCCAAAGAGGGAAGGGGGAGGAGCAAGAGGCCAAAGGUCACUCUGUCACCUCAACCAAUCACAACCAAGCCCAGCAGCAGCAGCAACCCAAGGGGAAGAAUAAGAAGAACAAGAACAAGGGAGAGAAAACCAGCCGCAACAUCGACGAUGUGUUUCUCCCUAAAGACGUGGACCCAAAAGAAAUGGAUGAGAUUGAUCGUGAGGUGGAAUACUUCAAAAGGUUUUGCCUCGACUCUGCUAAACAGCCCCGCCAGAAGGUUGCAGUAAACUGGUCCAACUUUACCCUCAAAAAGGUUCCUUCCAACGCAGCCCAGUAACUGACGGGGUUCUAGAAUGCAGAACCAGCCCAGUAACUGACGGGGUUCUAGAAUACAGAACCAGCCCAGUAACUGACGGGGUUCUAGAAUGCAGAACCAGCCCAGUAACUGACGGGGUUCUAGAAUACAGAACCAGCCCAGUAACUGACGGGUUCUAGAAUGCAGAACCCCCCCCCCCCCAACACAACUAUGUCCAUACAACCCCGACGGCCUGAGGCCUUCUCUCAUUCCCACUCUUCGUCGUCCUCCUCUUUUUCCUCACCAAGCCGAGGGACCCUGGUGCAACAACCAUUUUCCAUUCAGGACUGCGAUACUGCAUUGCUAUUGGCUGACAGCCAGGGAUCAUUGACACACAGGGGCGACUGAGACUAGACUUUGCUGUUUUGCAACGAGGGAGAAGAGAUCCAGGUUGAAACAUGGAGAAUUGACCCCCUUCUGUUUAUCAGAUCUAAUCUACUGUAAUACUUCACUAUGUAGUAUGGAAAACAGUUACCUUAUACAAUAAAAAAUGUGUUUUUAUUGCAA
Messenger RNA from Oncorhynchus nerka (sockeye salmon), 4554 nucleotides. RefSeq names its product protein FAM193B-like. The record is from RefSeq and is a predicted model, not a curated record. Lineage: Eukaryota; Metazoa; Chordata; Actinopteri; Salmoniformes; Salmonidae. Gene Ontology annotation, cellular component: nucleus; cytoplasm.